ACAUAAAUAAAUAAAUUUAAUUAAAUAAUUAAUAAAUUAAAUAUUAUUCUUUAUUUUUUUUAAGACUUUCAAAACCUUGGACGCCUUUCGACAAACUUACAAAAAUUCAUAAAUAAAAUACCACAAAUGCUCACAUCAUAGACAUCCAGUGAAAUUGUUGCAGGUCUAUUUAUUGUCGUGUUCCCUAAUAAACCGUGCCGCCGACUAACAUUUUCCGUUCUGAGUUCUGAUUCAUCCGAUUAUCCAAACAGGGGAGAUUUCUGUGAGGCAUAUCUUCCGGUACAGCUGUCUGUCUAGAUCAGAGGACACCCAAUUACAGGUUUCGAUAUUCUUCAUCACAUUCUUAUAGGACUAAGCCAACAGGCAGGAGGCUAAUCUGUUUGGUUGCCGCACAAACUUUGUCAAAGGAAGUUGAAGAAUCCAAAAUGGACACACCAAAAGAAAUCUUUCUGAAGGACUACAAGUUGCCUGAUUACUACUUUGAUACAGUGGAUUUGAAUUUUUCAUUGGGUGAGGAGAAAACAAUUGUUGCUUCAAAAAUAACCGUGUACCCUAGGGUUGAAGGUUCUUCUUUUCCACUGGUUUUGGAUGGAGAAGAUCUUAAGCUGCUCUCAAUCACGGUUGAUGGAAAAGAAUUAAAGGAGGGAGAUUACUGCUUAGACUCACGCCAUUUGACGCUUCCAUUGCCGCCCAGUGGUACUUUUACCUUGGAAAUUGUUAAUGAGAUAUACCCUCAAAAGAACACAUCCCUAGAGGGCCUUUACAUGUCAUCAAUGUGUUUCUGCACCCAAUGUGAAGCACAAGGAUUUCGGAAAAUUACAUUUUAUCAGGAUCGUCCUGACAUAAUGGCAAAAUACACUUGCCGUAUAGAAGCUGAUAAGUCAUCAUACCCGGUUUUGUUGUCUAAUGGAAACCUCAAAGAGAAAGGGCAUCUUGAGGGUGACAGGCAUUAUGCUCUAUGGGAGGACCCCUUUAAGAAACCCUGCUAUUUAUUUGCUUUAGUUGCUGGACCACUGGAGAGUAGAGAUGACAUAUUUGUCACACGCUCUGCUCGAAAAGUGUCACUGAGGAUCUGGACCCCAGCGCAGGAUGUACCAAAGACUGCACAUGCUAUGUAUUCGCUUAAGGAAGCAAUGAAGUGGGAUGAGGAUGUUUUUGGUCUUGAAUAUGAUCUGGAUCUCUUCAAUAUUGUUGCUGUUCCAGACUUUAACAUGGGAGCCAUGGAAAACAAGAGUUUGAAUAUCUUCAAUUCUGGGUGUGUUUUGGCUUCUCCAGAAACUGCUACUGAUGGAGAUUAUGCUGCAAUUUUGGGUGUUAUUGGACAUGAGUAUUUUCACAACUGGACUGGUAACAGAGUGACAUGUCGUGACUGGUUCCAGCUCAGUCUAAAGGAGGGUCUCACUGUUUUUCGUGAUCAGGAAUUUUCAUCUGAUAUGGGAAGCCGUACUGUAAAGCGGAUUGCUGAUGUUUCAUCCCUUCGUAAUUAUCAGUUUCCUGAGGAUGGUGGUCCCAUGGCUCAUCCUGUUAGACCACAUUCUUACAUCAAGAUGGACAAUUUCUACACAGGCAAGAUUUUGUCAUCUUUAGCAUUAAAUGUUCCAGUUUACGAAAAGGGAGCUGAAGUUGUUAGGAUGUACAAAACUCUACUGGGGAGUCAAGGGUUUCGAAAAGGCAUGGAUCUUUAUUUUAAAAGACAUGAUGGACAAGCUGUAACCUGUGAAGACUUCUUCGCUGCCAUGCGAGAUGCUAAUAAUGCAGAUUUUGCUAAUUUCUUGAUUUGGUAUUCCCAAGCUGGGACUCCUGUGGUCAAAGUGACUUCAUCCUACAAUGCCGAAGCUCAUACUUACUCUUUGAAAUUCAGUCAAGAGGUACCCCCCACUCCCGGGCAGCCAGUCAAAGAACCUAUGUUCAUUCCUGUUGCAGUUGGUCUACUGGACUCAAGUGGAAAGGACAUGCCUCUCUCUUCUGUAUAUCAUGAUGGAAAGCUCCAGUCUGUUGAAAUCAGCAAUCAUCCUGUCUACACUACUGUUGUUCAAGUAACUAAGAAAGAAGAAGAAUUUGUGUUCGCUGAUAUAUUUGAGCAGCCUACUCCAUCUCUAUUACGGGGUUAUAGUGCACCUAUCCGUCUAGAAUCUAACCUCUCUGACAGUGAUCUCUUUUUCCUCCUUGCACAUGAUUCAGAUGAGUUUAAUCGUUGGGAAGCUGGACAAGAAUUGGCAAGGAAGCUGAUGCUCAGCAUGGUAGCAGAUUUCCAGCAAGGCAAACCAUUGGCUCUAAAUCCCAAUUUUGUGCACGGUCUCAAAUGCAUACUCUCUGAUGCAAGCUUGGAUAAAGAAUUUAUUGCAAAGGCAAUAACUCUGCCCAGUGAAAGCGAGAUAAUGGACAUGAUGGAAGUUGCAGAUCCAGAUGCUGUUCACUCUGUUCGAAAAUUUAUCAGGAAAGAGCUUGCCUCUCAACUGAAAGCAGAGUUUCUAAACAUGGUUUUAGCUAACAGGAGCUCAGAAGAGUAUGUAUUUAACCAUCCUAAUAUGGCAAGGCGUGCUCUCAAGAAUGUUGCUCUUGCAUAUCUUGCAUCACUUGAAGAUCCAGAGACAACAGAGCUUGCAGUGCAUGAGUAUAAAACUGCCACAAAUAUGACAGAACAAUUUGCGGCUUUGGCAGCCCUUGCCCAGCAUCCUGGCAAAAGUCGUGAUGAUGUUCUGGCUGACUUCUACAGCAAGUGGCAGCAUGACUACUUGGUUGUAAACAAAUGGUUUGCCCUUCAAGCCUCAUCUGACAUUCCUAGUAAUGUUGAGAAUGUCCGGAACCUCAUGAAACAUCCUGCUUUUGAUCUACGCAAUCCAAACAAGGUAUACUGUGUCAUCGGUGCAUUCUGCUAUUCUCCUGUAAAUUUCCAUGCCAAAGAUGGAUCAGGCUAUAAGUUCUUGGGAGAAAUGGUUGUUCAACUUGACAAACUAAAUCCUCAGGUAGCCUCCGGUUUGGUAUCAUCUUUCUCUAGAUGGAGGCGCUACGAUGAGAACAGGCAAAACCUUGCUAAGGCACAACUGGAGAUGAUCAUGUCCACCAAUGGAUUGUCGGAGAACGUCUUUGAAAUUGCCUCGAAAAGCUUAGCUGUUUAAUCAUCCUCUGCACUCUAUGUCUUGCCGGAGAUAAACCUAUGGACGAAGACUUUACUACGACAUUACCAGCAAAUUGUCAUUUUUUAUGUUUAAUCACAGAAGGGAAUGAGAGGAAAGAAAAUUAAUCAGUGAAAUUUUUUUUUUUUUUCAAAUUAGAUGAAGAAAUUGCAGGUUGUGUUGCAAUCUUUCUACCACUUUAUUUUUGGGUUAAAACAUUAUUGACCCAUGAAAGAACAUGAUGUGGGUGUUCCAUAGGAUCCCAAAAGGUCCUGACUUUAGCGUGUGAAAUGAUUUUUUUGAGACCCAAUGUGUAGGCUUUUCUUGCAUGCAUUGCAUUGUAAACCCAAAAGUAAAGUUUAAAACUUUUU
This is a messenger RNA of Rubroshorea leprosula, 3487 nucleotides long. The record is from the annotation of a GenBank genome assembly. Lineage: Eukaryota; Viridiplantae; Streptophyta; Magnoliopsida; Malvales; Dipterocarpaceae.